GGCCGUCCCAGGGAGCCGUGGAACGGCAGCUCCGGGAGAGGAGCCGGGCGGUGGCGGCGGGCGCUGCCGGACGGGCUCGGGCGCUUCACGCUGCGCUCCGUGAGGCACCGUGCUCUCGCCAAGUUCCUGCUGUGUGGAGAUGCUGCCGGUGGGACACGGGGCUGCUGCGGAUCUCGGUCUGCUCCACUGGCAGCAUGGCAUGAGUGCAGCUGGAGAGAGAGGAGAAGUCGGCUAGGAAGGUGUUUGCCAACCAGGCACGGCACGGAGGGCAGCCAGCUGCCUGGGAAUCCACCUGGGAAAGAAACCUCUGUGCCAGUGCCAGGGUGAGAGCUUCGGCUGUGAGAGCAGCGUCGGCAGGUGGUCACCCCCAUGGGGCUGCUCUCUGCUCUGAGUUACUGUUCUUCUGUAUGUGAGGGAACUGCCCACGGUACCUGUCCCGUGCCCCUAAAGGCUCCUGGGCUUUCAUCCUGUUUGCAGAGAGGGGGACUGUCACUAGCUCAUCCAUUGCCCUGACUCUUGCCCUUGGAGGAAAAUAGUCAUGGGGGAAACGGGGAAAGAAGAGUACAAAAUACAGUCCUUCGACUCCGAGACUCAGAAGCUGCUGAAAACAGCCCUCAAAGACCCCAGUAAUGUGGACCUGGAGAAAGUGGCCAAUAUUAUAGUGGACCAGUCCCUCAAAGACUCUGUGUUCAGCAAGGAGGCUGGGCGCAUCUGCUACACCAUCAUCCAGGCAGAGAGCAAACAAGUUGGCCAGAGCAUCUUCCGGAGGAGCCUGCUGAACCGGCUGCAGCAGGAGUACAAGGACAGGGAGGAGCUGCGCACCCGCUCACUCCAGGCCUGGAUCUGUUACGUCACCUUCAUCUGCAACAUCUUUGACUACCUGAGGGUGAACAAUAUGCCCAUGAUGGCUCUGGUGAACCCUGUGUAUGACUGCCUGUUCAGGCUGGCACAGCCCGACAGCCUGCAGAAGGAGGAGGAGGUGGACUGCUUGGUCCUGCAGCUCCACCGCAUUGGUGAGCAGCUGGAGAAGAUGAACUCCCAGCGGAUGGAUGAACUCUUCUCCCUCCUCCGAGAUGGCUUCCUUCUGCAGGAGGGGCUCAGCUCCCUGUCCCAGCUCCUGCUGCUGGAGAUCAUUGAGUUCCGGGCUGCUGACUGGAAGAUGACGGAUGCUGCCCAGAAAUAUUAUUACAGUGAAGUGACAGAUUAACCUCCUGCAGCAGAGGAGUCCCCAGCACCUUCACCAGCAAGCUUCGUACCAAGUUGGAAUUUUUCACAUUAAUUUUCUAGCACUUCCUGUAAAUAGGAUUUAUACUGGCUAGAGCCUCUCUGCACCUACUGUCAGAUGCAGCUGGUCCUAGUCUGACUUUGGAGGUUCAGAACAGAGGGAAGGACACACUUCACCCAGAAAGUUUUCCCACUGAUUUUGUCUUAAUAUUGGGCUACUGCUAGCAAAGGGCUCGAGAGGCUUCUAGCUCACACCAGCAUUUUUUAUGAGUGUUAAGGAAAGCACAGUUUAGGCUGAGAACAUUUUGCUUCACUCCAAAGCCAGCAGAGCUGUGGGAGGCAACAGGGAAAUCUCCCAGCUCAGGUUGUACCUGGUUCUCUGGGGCAGGUCACAGAACACAUCAUGGCCUCACAAACUCAACCAAGUGCUUUUUUUUCCCAGACUCCUUCCAGCAUGCUGGCUGCACCUGCAUGCACACAGCCUCUCCAACAGCCAGGAAUAGCUGCCACGGGGCAGCCUGCAACAGGACAGGUCCCUGAGUACAUGUAGGAAUGGGUUUUAUAGGUUUUAUACAGUAACUGUCAUUUUUUUUCAGAAUUGUGCAAGUUUCAGCUACAGUAUAUUUCUUAUAAGAAUGGGUGAGGAAGAAACAAAAUAGUCUAUUGAAGGAUUUUUUCUAAUAAAAGUUUUCCACUA
Molecule: messenger RNA, 1921 nt
Organism: Pseudopodoces humilis (Tibetan ground-tit)
Lineage: Eukaryota; Metazoa; Chordata; Aves; Passeriformes; Paridae
Source: RefSeq, a predicted model, not a curated record